UUUUUUACAAAUACAAGCUUGUGGGUUAAUAAUGUAGCAAUAAACACUGCCCGCUUGUGUGUACGUGCCGCAAUGUAUGGAAAGCUAUUGUCAUGAGUGCUUGGAGGUAGUUUAUUCAUUAUUACCCGCACAAUAAUGUGUUGAGUUUGCACUUUGCCGACCAACACCGCCGUUCGGUGUGCACGUCAUGUUGGCUGCAACUUUGCUGAUUUGAACGCUAACUGCAGACCCACACACGUGAAAAAAACACCGACGGAGCAACAUGGCGGUGAACAGCGUACAUAUCCACCGGUCCUCUCGUCUCUGUUAUCGGUACCGCAGGGCAGUCUACGUGGCUACUUUCAUUAUUACCGUCCAGCUCGUUGCUGCUUGGACAAUCUUCUUCGCUUUGGAGAAUGCCGAGGAAAGAGGUAGACGGGACGAGAUGGUGUGGUCGGCUGACCGGGAACUUGGAGGACGACCUGGAGGCAAGUUGAGUGGCGCUCUGCUGAAAGAUACUCGGCAGAAGCAACCAAUGGACAAGCUGCAGUUUGCCUCCAUCAAAAACAACAACAUUAGUAACAGAGAGGAAAAUGAAUCCCACAUUCAAAAAAUCACCAACCCACCAGGCACACUGAAGUCCUUUCGGAAGACCCCGACUUUAGGAAUCUUUAAAGAUGUUAUGCAGCAGUUCAAGAACUCUUCCAACCAAGUCAAGAAAACAUUAAAGGAUGACUCAUUACCACUGGACAGAAGGAGAAAGUUCCAACAGUCCAAACUUUCAAAAUUGAAGUCCCGGACAGAUUUGGAGCAGGCUGGUGCAGAGAACUUCAAGAAGGAUGAUAGCAUUGAUGCCAAGAGUAAGGAGUUGGCCCUCGAUGUUGAGAAGCAGCACUACCGCAGCACCAUGGUACGAGUUACCCCAACUGGGAACAUCACCGUCCAAUUGGAGUAUUUUGCUAAGUGUGCAGUGGAAGGGCGCGAUGCCAUCUCAGCGCUGAGUAGGGCGACGACACCGCAGUGCAAACAACAAAUUGCUGAUACUGUCUGUGAUAUGCCCAAAGGAUCUCUGUAUCCCACCAGGCUGCCUCGAUACUGCUCAUUAGAAGGAAAGGCCGAUAAUGAGAUUGAGGAUAACCCACGGUAUAAGAUCGUUGAUGGGAAGCCGGUGCGUAUCGUCUACAUGUUAGUGAUUCAUGGACGAGCCUUACGACAGGUGAAGAGGCUCAUAAGGCUGCUGUUCCACACAGACCACUACUUCUACAUUCACGUCGACUCUAGAUCAGACUACCUGUACAGAGAGGUCGCCAGGGCAACUAAAGGCUUCUCUAACAUCCGGAUGACCAAAUGGCGUCUAGCGACCAUCUGGGGCGGUGCUAGUCUACUUGAGGUGUAUCUACGGUGCAUGGAGGACCUCCUGAAUAUGGAGGACUGGGAUUGGGACUUCUUUAUCAAUCUCAGCGAGUCAGACAUGCCUAUAAAAACUAAUGACUAUUUAGUAAGUUUUCUGAGUCGAUAUCGUAAAAACAACUUCUUGAAGUCCCAUGGGAGUGACGAUGAAAGCAAUUCUGAUUUGGACAGGAAAGACAAAAAUGGAAAGGUUAAACCGGGAUUCAUUAAAAAGCAGGGAUUAGAUAAGACAUUCUUCGAGUGCGACACACACAUGUGGCGUCUGGGCGAUCGUCAACUCCCUCUAGGAAUCACGCUGGACGGCGGAUCGGAUUGGAUCGUUAUCAAUCGACAGUUUGUAGAGUACUUGAUUAUGUCAACCAAUGAGCUACUGACUGGUCUGAAGCUCAUGUACAAAUACACACUUCUUCCUGCUGAGUCAUUUUUUCAUACAGUUCUUGAGAACAGUGAACUAUGUAAGACCUUUGUGGAUAACAAUCUUCGGGUGACAAACUGGAAACGCAAGCUUGGAUGUCAGUGUCAAUACAAGCACAUUGUGGACUGGUGUGGGUGCUCUCCGAAUGACUUCAAACCAGAAGAUUUAUAUAAAACCAAGCCUAAUCGGCCAGCCUACUUUGCCCGCAAGUUUGAACCAAUCAUAAACCAAGCUGUUAUCAACCAGUUAGACUCUUGGCUGUACGGCUCUUACCCUGUUGGUACCCCGGGAGAUCGGUCCUACUGGCAGAGUUUAUACCACUACGAGGACAGCUCUACCAUAGCUAGUGAUGUAGCAUUGACUGUUUACCAGUCAUUUAUAAGACUGAUGGCUGCUCAUAUCAACUUAGUUGCACAGGGCCAGCCAUAUGAUGACCAUUGUGCCUACAGCAUCAAAUCUUCCCCUAAAGAAGUCACUAUGUACUUGCACAAUGAUGACUUUAGAGGUCUAGUGGUUACCGUGGAAGGUCAGACACCCAAGGGUACCACUGACAACAUGGAGGUCUGGUUAUCCAAGUCGUCUGAAUAUAAAGUUACUAACUAUAUUGGGCCGAGUACCAGACUGCAGAAAUUUCAGGUCGGCACAGAGUACGACCUGAAAGAAAGAGUGCUGCGUAACUUUGCUAACAUCAUGGGUCCCACCGACUCCCCCAUCGUCUUCCUAAAAUGGAAGCCUGGUGAGCAGGUCCUAGUCACUAUCUCAUGGAUCGAUCCAACCAAUCACGUCGCUGCAUCAUUUGAUACGACUGUCGACCACGACAAGGAGGAAACGCAUCACAGCCCCCCAUUUAAGAAACCGCUUCGCCCUGGAAAAUGGUACAUCAAGCUGUUGUAUCAAUGGAUGGUAGUCGCUGAAAUAGAGUUUCUGAUCGUCCCGCUCGCUUUUAAUAGCGGGAAGGCUAUCCUCCAGGCCGAUGCGGUCAGGCUCAACUCUGGCGUGCCAAAUAAUAAAUACGUUGAUAAGGACUUCUCUAGCAUGAAGUCACUCUUCCAGUUAACGGACUCGACCCCUCUGAUUGAAGAGGCAGAUAAAAAGGCUCAUCUUCUCGGGGCGGGGCUUCAUGAAUGGGUGGAUGAGGUCGUAGGUCAGCACUGGUCUGUUCUUGGAUUCUGCGUCUCACCAGCUAAUGCUACCAAACAAUCGGAUUGUAAACAGUUUAAGGCAUGCUAUAGUCAGUCAUGGAGUACGCUUUCACCAGAUCCUAAAGCAGAGUUAAAGUUUAUUAAAUCGGACGGUAGGAUUAGGUGAGAAAGGCAACAGAGGAAUAAACCAUUAUUGUUUGCCGCCAAGUGUGAUUUGCUCAAGAAAAGAAUGCUUGCCAAAAUAUCACCAGCUUUAAGCCCGGUUUAUACUUUCUGUAUGUGCAAACGCGAUACAAAUUUGGCGUUACAAUUUCGCAACAAACACAUUCGACUUGUGAUCAACUCCUGCAAAUUUGUAAUCGCGCGUUCUCAUUCGCAGCAAGGAUGAGUGGGGCUAUGCCUAUACAUAUUUAUCUUGAUGAUCUGUAAUAAGAAUAAGCUCACUGUUAAACAAAAAUGGUUCAUUCCUUUUGAGUUUGUAGAUAAGAUUUAAGAGAUGUAUUAAUAGACUUUAUUCACAGUCCAAAGUAUUUAUUUUUGUACAAUAUAAUUUUAAACCCCAGCGUUUUGACUGGUGCUGUUGAUACUGCAGGUAAUUGUUAACCCAUGGCUAGUAAAACCUUUGGAAAGUUAGACUCGAAAAAUGUCUGGUACAACUAUGACUUGAUUGAGCACAAGUGAACACUCGAUAUAGAUUCCCCAGUAUAAAGACAGAGUAGCUAUUAAGUAUCUCUUUUAGGGGAGUGUUGACUCUGAGAAGAGCCGGUGUGGUCUCGACAUUUCGAACAGUAUACUCUGCUCGUCUUCAGAAGACGUCUUCUGCUGAGCAAAAUUCUUUGCUAAACAAGAAAUGAGUAGGGUACCAUCCAGUAGCAGCAAUUGUAACUGUAUGGUGUUCUGAUUGGUAACCUAUGUUUGCUUAGCCAGACUUGUUUUGUGCUUAGCAAGUUUUUGUGCAUACAGGCUUCAUGAAACUGGGCCCAGAUGGGCAAAACCUGGUACCAUUGUUCCAUAUAUAUUGAUUUAGAACUAGUGAUGGUGUACAUUAUCUUUACGCAAAAGCUUGCCCUGAAGUCGUGUGAAAUAGCAACUAUCUGUAGUCCAAGGAAUUUGAAUUGAACUUUCACUUGUGACUAUAAGCAAGUUAUUUACCUGACAAUAUUCAAGUCUAAUUCACAAAUGACAUUGGUAAGGUUUGGGGACAAGUUUACUCCAGAUAAGGUUUCAUACUAGAUUUCAAAGGGUGACCUCAAAGCACUGGCCUAGGUUAAACAACCUUUUUUUGUUUUAAUUAAUUUAUUUUUUAUUUGGGAAGGGGAAGGUUGUUACCGAGGUCGAUUUUUAGAGAGAGGGAUAAGGUCUCGAUAAAGAAUUGUUUUUGAUUAAGGAUAUUUGUUUUUAUGGAGGAUUAUAAUUUUUUCUAAUUGAAGUUGAAAUGAAGAAUGGCGUUCCAGAUGAAAUGUACAGAUAAUUUUGCCGAUUGAAUUUUGUACUUUUUUAUGUAUUUUCCUCUAGUCAAAUACAACAUGAACUCUCUUUAAAUCACCUGUUUGUAUAAAAGAUAGUUCAAAAGAUAGCUCAAACACUGAUAUGCGGGAGAAAACACA
This is a messenger RNA of Asterias rubens (European starfish), 4553 nucleotides long. RefSeq names its product xylosyltransferase 1-like. Gene Ontology annotation, biological process: heparan sulfate proteoglycan biosynthetic process; chondroitin sulfate proteoglycan biosynthetic process. Gene Ontology annotation, molecular function: protein xylosyltransferase activity. Lineage: Eukaryota; Metazoa; Echinodermata; Asteroidea; Forcipulatida; Asteriidae. The record is from RefSeq and is a predicted model, not a curated record. The transcript is spliced from 12 exons. The coding region runs from base 263 to 3112 and encodes 949 amino acids. Gene Ontology annotation, cellular component: membrane.